Messenger RNA from Sphaerodactylus townsendi, 1423 nucleotides. RefSeq names its product coiled-coil domain containing 69 (gene CCDC69). The transcript is spliced from 8 exons. NCBI's taxonomy places the organism in Eukaryota, Metazoa, Chordata, Lepidosauria, Squamata, Sphaerodactylidae. Gene Ontology annotation, cellular component: nucleus; cytoplasm. The record is from RefSeq and is a predicted model, not a curated record. The coding region runs from base 156 to 971 and encodes 271 amino acids. Gene Ontology annotation, molecular function: microtubule binding.
GUCUAAGCAUGAAGUUCAAGCAGGCUGUUUGCAGGUUCAGUUUCGGGGUCUCGUCGGAGGCAGCGCGCGGGAUGGAGACCAUCCCCUUUCGCCGUGGCUGCCCUUAAUCCCGGGGACUCCGCAGAGCUUCCUCUCCCCCUCGCAGGCAACGAGCGAUGGGCUGCAAGGGGAGCAAAAUGGGCUGCUGUGAAACCAGAAGAAAGAAACAACUGAAAGUUCAGCAGGAAAGGGGCAAAGCUUCCUGCGAACUGACAAUCUUGAAGUUCUCUGAUGUCAAUGCAGCCCAUGUGCAUGAAGAAGCAGAGAAAGAGAAGGCAGAACUUCUGGAGAAGCAAAGAAAUGAGAUUUCAAGAAUCCAGCAAGAACACCAGAAGGAGAAAGAAUCACUGAAGAAUGCUCACCAAGCUGAGACUGAAAGACUUAGCCUAGAUAUUAAAACCCAGGUGGAAAAGGAGAAAGAUUUAGAAUGUAGACAGCAAAUCUCUGAGCAAUGUGAAUUGCUGAAAAGAGAGCAGGAAGAGAGACUACAAGAACUCCAGAAAGCACAUGACCAAGAGAAACUUCUCCUGAAGGAAUCCUUUGAAAGAUCCCAGUCAUCUUUACAGGAGGUGAUUGACAGAUUGAGUUCCCAGGUUGAAUCCUUCCAAGAGAAAAUGAAACGGGUAGAGGAGUCAAUCCUGAGCCGAGACUUUAAGAAGCAUAUUCAGAUUGAGAGAAACUUGUUGCUCGAAGAGAAAGUUAAAACUCUUCAGCAGGAGAAUGAAGAUCUCCAGGUACGGAUGCAGAACCACUUGGCAGUGGCAAGGCAGCUUUCUGAUGAGCUCAUCACUAUCCGUCAGGCCUUGGAGAAGGAGUCACAGCUGAGAGAACAAGCCCACCGAGAAAAGGAAGAGUUGCUGUACAGAAUGCUUAGUGGUGAUCCUUCCCACACCUUCCCCGUUUCCACUGAGGCACCACUUAUUGCUACAUAGCACUUUGAAAAGCAGAAAGGACUGCUGGGAGUUGGGGGUGGUGGAAGAGGAUGAAAACAAGACGCCUCCAUCCUUUUAUUCUAGUUCAAAACUAGACCUGGAGCUGUGAGACUCUGGCAGGAGAAAGGAUCCAGAGGUCCUGCAGGCUCUGUUCACUUCACUAUUUUGACACUUGAGGAGGGUAAAAAGAGUUGCUUAAAGAGGGGAGGUUUUUUCAGCCUUAAUUCUAGUCACGAGAUAAUGCUAGACCUGCAUAUAAGCAAUGUAUGCAAAUUAUUAGUGGCCUGAGAUUCCCCCCUUCCUCCCAGGGAGAAUUAACUACCUCAUGCCACAUGAGGUAGGCUGGUAUCACAAUUACUGUUGGUUUAAUAUUCUUAUAGGUGUGGUUAUAGAAGCCACAGGAAAAAAAAUGUGUCUGGGAAAGCAUGUGCAAUUAAACUUGAUGACUCUUA